CAGACUUUGAAAGUAGGAAGUAACUGUGCGAUAUAAACACAACCCAAACUGUACUUGUCUUUUUCGGAUAUAUACAGUGUUGUGUGGAGCGAUCAUGUAGGAGUUGUUCCAGUGCAAUAGGAAGAAAUAUCUUUCAAUACUGAGAGUUAACCAUCGUGUUAAAGCCCCGGGUUAAAGCACCAAGUGAUAUAUGGAUUACUAUUGCCCUUCUUCGUAAACACAAGACCAUCCUACGUUCAGAUUUCCGUGGUCCUUCUCUAUAAACUACCAUGCCGCUCAUCAAGCGCGAGGUCGAACCCGUACUCGUCAGCCAAGUCGACAUCGGGAAGGAGGUCAAGGACGAACUCGAGUGCGUCAGCAACUUCACCCUGGCCAGCAUCAUCCGCCAGUUGGGCAAUCUGGGCAAGCAUGCCGAGGACAUCUUUGCCGAUCUCCUCAGCGAGGCGACAUCGCUGACCCAACGGGCCAAGUCCGUACAGGAUCGCCUGGACAAACUGAAUACUACCUUUGAGAAGCUUGAUCCGAUGACAGAUUCGGUAUCCCUGAGGGAUAUCAACACCCGGUUGGCCUUCCAAAGCUCUCUCAUUCUCGACGCUGAGGUCGUUUCUUCUCGUACCAUGCCCUCAGCGAUGAAGUCGACAUACACACGAUGUGAGCAGCCCCCACCGUUGUCAAUUCUCAACAAAUUCAGACAAGACGGCAAGGAUGGUCUAAAGCUCUACACAGAUCCAAAAUUCUUCUUUGAACGAUGGAAAAACGAACAGCACAAAGAUAUCGAUAAGAAGAAAAAGAAGAAAAAGAAAAGACCACACUCCAGCAAUGUGAGCAAACCUAAGAAAGUUUUGACAACCAAAGAGAAAUUCAAAGACCAAGCUCUGGGGAUAGAAUUCGCGGAGAUGGAACGAGAGAAAAGGGAGCGAGAAAAGAAGGCUUCCGGCGCCACUUCGCCAGAUGCCGAGUCUCCAGAAAAGAGGAACAGCCAAGGAAAAUCCCUAAAUGCUAGCCCCGUCACCACCCCGUCGAGAAGGGCUCCUGGUACCCCAGACUCCGUACGGAAACCUGGCAUGGCUCCACCUCCUGCACCGGGGCCUCCUCCCCCGCCCACUUUCCCGAGUGGAGGCGUGGAUGACUCGGGCGACCUCCCGCUCCCUCCGCCUCCGCUUGAAGAUGACAGCACUUACUCGGAGGUAGGGGACUUGCCGCCGCCUCCUCCCAUUGAUGGCGGCGCUCCAGCCCCGCCAUCGAUGGCUCCAGGGGCUCCACCUGUACCUGCUCCUCCGCCCCCUAUGCCUUCAUCAGCUGGACCUGCACCUCCACCACCGCCGCCACUUCCAGCUGCUGGAGGGCCACCGCUACCGCCACCAACACCCAGACAGAGUGGGACAACCAACAACCCAAGACCAACUACUGCUGUGUCCCAAGUCACGGGGGCACGAGACGAUCUCCUAUCAGCAAUUAAACAAGGUAUGCAACUUCGACGAGUCGAAAUCAAGGUGAAGGACAAACCGCACGAGCCUGAAAAUAACAGCGUCGAGGCGAUCUUACGACGUCGGAUCGCCGUCGAACUCAGCUCAGAUGAGGACACGGGUACUGAGAGCGGCGGUUCCGACUGGGACACGGACGACGACGACUAGAAGCGGACGUCGGAAUUAAGGCAAUUUCAAUUUGGGACUAUUCUAUAUACAUACAUAUAUAAUAUACAUUUAUUUGUAUCUUUUUAAAAUGUACUGUAGAAAAUAGACUAUUUUUAUCAUUAUACAUUCAUAUCGCCGAGAAAGUGAUAAAUAAACCAUGUGCUGAAACCAACCAAGAUUAUUGUUUGCAAAAAUGACGCUUAUCUGAAGCCAUAAGGCUGAAUCCAGAAUAAGCUUAGGCGUCCAUCAUGUUGUCCAUAGACGUCUAUCUCUCCUGCAUGCGUGUCCACUAUACUGCGUAGAUAUUAGACUCGCUGGACAAAUACUUUCAUAUUAAUUCGUGCUUACUUUCUUUCACCCGAAAACGGAAAACACAGAAAAUCAACCUUUUGCCUGUCCCAACCGACUCAUGAAAGAAAAAAAACAGUAGUUCUGAAAAUUUGAUAUUUCUUUUCUCGUAUUGAUUCUUUCCGUAUAGAAAAAGCUUGACUGAAUGAACAAAAGUCUGGAAAGCUAACAAUCAUUGCUGACCUCACCAUGUUGACACGGUGAUAUUCUCGAGUUAUUACAAUUAUGAACUUUUACUCUUUUACUUUAUCUAUCACGGUAGAUUGGAGUUUUUAUUCAUCUUUUCCAUUUCUCGAUCAU
Lytechinus variegatus (green sea urchin) is the source of this 2282-nucleotide messenger RNA. Its product is annotated as wiskott-Aldrich syndrome protein family member 2-like. Bases 270 to 1634 code for a protein of 454 amino acids. Gene Ontology annotation, cellular component: cytoskeleton; SCAR complex. The transcript is spliced from 7 exons. Gene Ontology annotation, biological process: positive regulation of Arp2/3 complex-mediated actin nucleation; actin cytoskeleton organization. The record is from RefSeq and is a predicted model, not a curated record. Gene Ontology annotation, molecular function: actin binding; Arp2/3 complex binding; protein kinase A regulatory subunit binding. NCBI's taxonomy places the organism in Eukaryota, Metazoa, Echinodermata, Echinoidea, Temnopleuroida, Toxopneustidae.